Messenger RNA from Stylophora pistillata, 2034 nucleotides. RefSeq names its product zinc transporter ZIP9. Gene Ontology annotation, cellular component: membrane. The record is from RefSeq and is a predicted model, not a curated record. Gene Ontology annotation, molecular function: metal ion transmembrane transporter activity. Gene Ontology annotation, biological process: zinc ion transport; transmembrane transport. Lineage: Eukaryota; Metazoa; Cnidaria; Anthozoa; Scleractinia; Pocilloporidae.
UGUCGGACGCGUGUCACAAGUAGGAAGAUAAAGAGAUUGGGAAAUAAUUCUCUUUGAUGCUCGGAAAUUUGAAUUUUUGUGAAAUCUUAUUAAUUUUGAGUCAUCUGAAAGCAAAGUAUUAGUACCUAAGUGACGUAUUUUAGAUAAAAAAAUAACUUCUCCACCUCGAGAUGGAUGAUGUAUCCAGACUAUUUUGUUUAAGUUUUUGCAUGUUGGUAGGAUGUUAUUUAGCGGGUGCCAUACCUCUUGCCUUCACCAUGUCUGAGAAGAGACUGAGGAUGAUCAGUAUACUGGGAGCAGGUCUGUUGGUGGGAACUGCACUUGCUGUUAUUAUUCCAGAAGGGGUUCAUGCUUUAUAUGAGUUAGAUCAAUAUGGACACUCUUCUCAUACCCAUGGUACACACGUGCAUUUAGCAGAUACAAAUGUAGAUGCAACACAGUCUCACUCAGAUCAUGAUGAAGCUCAUACACAUGUGGAUGUUCUAAAGAACCAGAUGUCACAAGUAGAACCUGAUGUAUUUAUUGGUCUUUCCUUAUGCUGUGGAUUCGUUUUCAUGUUGUUGAUUGACCAUAUCAGCGGGGGCCACUCACAUGCCCCUCCUGCGUCAGCUGAUGGUGUUGCCCUUGGUGCAGCUGUAACAACAUCCAAAACAGAAGUUGAAGUAAUUGUGUUUGUAGCUAUCAUGUUGCAUAAGGCACCAGCUGCUUUUGGUUUAUCAACAUUUCUUCUUCAUGAAGGUCUUGUUAGAAACAGAAUACGUAAACAUCUUAUCGUAUUCGCUGCAGCUGCACCAGUGAUGGCUUUAGUGACAUACUUUGGUCUUAGUCAGAGUAGUAAAGAAGCCCUAUCCAGUGUAAAGGGAACUGGAAUAGCCAUGCUGUUUUCAGCAGGGACAUUUCUUUAUGUGGCCACAGUGCAUGUCCUGCCAGAACUCAUGAGUAUGACUACACACAAUGACAGUAGUUCAGACCAAGGCCGGUCUGACAAAAUGCAAAGGACUGAUCUUUUCUUAAUGGUGUUUGGAAUCGUUUCACCUCUUUUACUAUCUCAAACACAUAGUCAUCAUUGAUUCUUGUGUUAUUUUUACUGGAUUCUCGUAUGUUUUUUUUUCCUUGACCUCCAUACUGUGGCAUGGUCACAAGUAAACGUGAAAAUGUACAGUAGACCGAAACCCUAGCUGACUGACCAUUUUGCUUUGCAUGUGCACUGUAAGUGCAUGUCUGUUCAGGUAGGGGUUUAUAGACCAGCCUUUCACAUGUGCAGUAGAAAUCCCUUGUUCCCUUGUGGAAAUUAUUGAGAAAUUGCAAAUAUGGAAAUCUUUGGGUUGAGAUGCUUUGUAAAGUUGUUUUUAGGUGCAUACAUGUAUGUAGAAUCUUGUAAAGCUUAUAUACAAGACUAAUGAAGAGGGUUUGUCCAAAAUAGAAAAUACUUGAAAACAUAUCAAAUUCUGCUACUUAAAAGGAUUUUUAAGAUCUUGAAGAGAUCAAGUUCUGAAAAGAAAAAGUAUUGGAGUUUACUCCUUACUUGGUACAGCGAUUGCUUAAUUGCUUGGUGAAAGUUGAAUGAAAGGAACUUAUCUGUAAUAAACUUGUCUGAAAUAUUUAAAUACUACAGUACAUACUGCUACUAGUAAAGUCAAAGAGUUUUCAAUUUUGAGGCAGAUGCGCAUCAGUCAAUUCCUCUUCAGUUCAUGUCAAGCAAUUUGACUCAACCUUAUGUGGAAAUGUAGAUAGAAAAAAGCCUUUUUGUACAAAAAUGUGUACAGAUCAUGGGUCUGGUAAAAAGGACUUUGUAAACAGGGAGAAAAAUAACUAGAGACUACCAAGUUACCUGUUUUGUAAACAGCUAAUGGAGCAUCAUUUACAAAAAUAUAUUUUAAUAACAUCAUUGGCACUGCCUUUACUUGGCAGUUGCAUGAAUGUUAAUAUAUUUGUAUGUACAUUCAAACAUAAUGAGUUAAUUUAUAUAGGGUCAUGCUGGGUAAGGUAAAAUUCUCUCGGAAAAUAAAAAUGAAAUACAGCUCUUUAAAUGAA